Microdochium trichocladiopsis is the source of this 717-nucleotide messenger RNA. RefSeq lists its product as uncharacterized. NCBI's taxonomy places the organism in Eukaryota, Fungi, Ascomycota, Sordariomycetes, Xylariales, Microdochiaceae. The record is from RefSeq and is a predicted model, not a curated record. The transcript has a single exon. The coding region runs from base 106 to 618 and encodes 170 amino acids.
UUGCUGUGCUCGCCAGACUUGAGGUGACCAAAGUCCUUGACGAAGUUGUUGAGGUCGUAGUCGCGGUUGAACUUGUGGGGGUAGGGGUAAGGGCUCUUGGACUCUAUGAGCUUCUUGAUGUUGCGGGACCGGAUCUCGAAGUACUGCUGUUUGCAGUUAUCAAGAGUCAGCAAUUCAGUACAGUAUUCCCACAAGGAACCCUUUGGGACUCACGUUAGGAGUCAGCUCCUUCUCCUCGGCCUCGUCGUUCGACUUCUUGGCAGCCUUGGGGGGCGCGGCAGCCGCCUUGUCGGCCUUCUUCGCAUCGCGCUCGCGCUGCUUCUGCCUCUUCUUGAGCUCAGACUUGGAGACCUUCUCUCCAGUCACCUCGUCGAGGUGCAGGUUGGCGACCUGCUCGGUCGGGGGCGCUUCAGAGUCGGCCAUGUUUGGGGAUCGAUUGCGUCUGCUUAUGAUGUGCUUCGCGCAAUCGAAUUGCUUGCGUCACGAACGAAGGUGAGGGGCACGUUUAUCAAAAGUAUGUCAUGGAUUUUUGCGACGAUGGCGGGGCAUUAUUUUUUGAGCUUGAGUCACGCACAUUCCCUGUCGCGGGGUAGCAGGCAGAGCGCCGAUGCCGGGUAAGCUCAUUGACUCACCUAAAUGCACUUCGCUUCACGUGCAGAUCUCUGUUUGAUGCUGCUUUGGUCGCCAGCACACUAGUAUCUUGCGCAUGCAUGUCAU